CCAUGCUGUUGCUGCUGUGACGAUGCUUGGUUUGACGUUUCUUCGUUUGUGAUGAUUUGGUUAAGGUGUCGAUGGGAUGUAGAGUUCCAGUUGUUUGAUUAGUAGGAGAUAAUUGACUAGGAGAUCUCGACAAUGGCAUCUCCGUCAGAUGGCAAUGAUGAAAAAGGACAAGAGGGACCGAUACGUUGCAUAUUUUUUUCAGAAUUCCAUCACAUAGCCGGCCCGAAGAUAACCUGUCAGGUGCCAGAUAAUUACAUCUUGAAAGAUAUUUUCGACAACGUGAGCGUUUAUAUCAUACCAAAGGCACAACUUCAGCGCAGCACGAUUACAGUAACUCUGAAAGAUUUCAAAAUUCUUGGAUUCCCCGUGAGGAUUGAUAAUAAGAAAUAUGCUAGAAAUGCCUUUUACUUCAAUCUCUGCUUUGUCUGUGACGCAGAGGCAAGAACUGUUCACUAUGAACCUGUGGUCAAGAAGAUGUCAGACUUUUUGAUGGCAAUGGAAAUUGAAAACUGCUUUCUGUCAGCUUCCGAGGAUAAAACUAGGCUUGCAUCAAUGCUGAAACAAGUUAUGCAAGAUCUAAACCUCCACAAAAUGUGUACACUAACUGAAGGCACCAUGACAUCACAUUUGAAAGUUGUCCGACUAGCCCCAGAGCCCAAGCCGGUGCUGGACCAUCAAGUUCCGAUAUUUUUAGAAGGUCGUGAAGCAUUUCGAAGUGAUCACUGGGACUUGACAACGCAGCAGGUACUUCCCUAUAUUGAUGGCUUUAAUCACGUUGCUCGAAUAGCAGCUGAGGCAGACGUGGAAAAUAAUUUGGUAAAAAGUUGCGUGCAAAAUCUUGUAUAUUACGGCGUUGUUAGCCUGAUUCCAAUAUUUCAAUACAGUAACGUUUACGCAGCCACUCCAAAUUUGAAAAAACUAGCAGAAGAUGCGCAACUUCAGGAGAAGUGCAUUGCAUAUACUUCGAAAUCUGCAAGACAACCCGCUCACCUCAGGGACAUCUACAGGAUGUAUGCCAGCAUGACGCACGGCAGCAGCAUGCGAGACUUAUGUCAGCGGCUGAAUCCACAGACACUAAGAAUCAAUGAGCGUAGAUUAGUUCAAUUUGGAUUAAUCGAAAAACUCAUUCGUCGAGUUUACAAGUACCCUAUUCACCUGCCAGGCACAGUCAGUGAAGAAGGACACAAUAAUCCGAUCUAUAAAUACUUUACCGGCACAUACAGUCUGGACGAAAUAUGCUGCAGUACCGGACAAUCCGUCGCGCAAAUUGAAGAAAUUGUUGAACGAGACUCAAACGUUGUGAUGCUAUGGAAGUAACGGCCGAUUUUCAAGUACACGGUUCAUAGCUAAAUUGCUUUUUGAAUUAAAGAACUGAAUUCAAUCAAUCACAAACUAUACCUGAUAUCAGUUGUGUUUUUUUUAUCUAGCUGUAAAUAAAUAUAAUAUAUUGAAUAUAAUAUAUGCACAUUA
This is a messenger RNA of Athalia rosae (coleseed sawfly), 1470 nucleotides long. RefSeq names its product GATOR complex protein NPRL2 (gene Nprl2). Gene Ontology annotation, molecular function: GTPase activator activity. Gene Ontology annotation, cellular component: vacuolar membrane; GATOR1 complex. Bases 133 to 1317 code for a protein of 394 amino acids. The record is from RefSeq and is a predicted model, not a curated record. The transcript has 8 exons. Gene Ontology annotation, biological process: cellular response to amino acid starvation; negative regulation of TORC1 signaling; positive regulation of autophagy. NCBI's taxonomy places the organism in Eukaryota, Metazoa, Arthropoda, Insecta, Hymenoptera, Athaliidae.